UGGGCUGGGGAAGGCCGCAGGGGGAGGAAAGGAAUGUUGGCUGCCCCUCCUUCGGCUGACGAGCCGUCAUUGCAGCCUCGCGCCCCUGGUUGCCCGCUGGCUCCGUCCCUCUGUGCUUUGGCGGAUCACCCCAGCUCGGAUUAGGGAAGUGAGUGGGUGAAAUCCUGCGGUGUCGCUGAUUUCUGGACUGGGCUCCUUUGAACUCGACCUCGUAGUGGGGAGGAAGCCGCUAACGGUGGCAUUCCGCGCACACACAGGGCUCUGAGGUUAAGACAGAUCCUGGCACUGAAGUGGAAGUAGGCUUUGGGGCGGAAGGUGGCUGCAUUCUUUGUCACAGUUGCAGACUUCUGCAACCCACCUUUUCCCCAUGUUGCAACGUCUGGCAGUCAGUGGUAGCCAACGGAGCUGCUUUUGGGUGGUGGUCUCACAAAGAAGGUGUGAGCUGCUACAUAAGGAGUUCCGAUUCGGAGAGCGCAAUCUUGUGUGUGCAUGUCUACUUGCAUGUAAAUCGCAUUAGAUCAGUGGGGCCGAUUCUCGGGUAAAUGCUGAUAGGAUUGCAAUAUGAGUUUCUUUUGGUGGGAGAAAGGCUGAGAUGAAUGGAUGGGAAGAAGCGAGCAGCUGUGGCACACAAUAGAGACAAUGCCAGUAGAGAAGCAAGAGUAGGUGUGUAUGAGCUGGCCGAUAAUGGGAGAAAUAGCAACGUUUUCCAAGACAAGGUUGGAUGUUCAUAAGGGGUUUUGACCUGUGUUGCGUAUGCCACUUGAUACACAUUAGCUUGUGUGGAAGACAGAAUUUUAUUUUCAUAUCUGCUCAUUUUGAGAUUGGUAUAGCAAUGUAUGGCCACCUAAAUGUAUGUCAACCUCCUUGUUCUUCUUGUGUCAGUUGUAAAUGGAUGGGUUCUACCUAGAGUGCAUUUUUAGACCUUCCUCCUGAUAGAUUGGGUUUUUCUAUAGAGUAUUAAGGGGUUGUUGGGGGUUUUUUGUUUUUUUGUUUUUGUUUUUUGUUUGGCAUUUUAACCUAAAAUCUUGAAAUUGAGUCUUACUAUAUUUAUUCAUUCACUUCUUAUAUUUCUAUAUUGCCCAAUAGCUGAGACACUCUGGGCAUGGUCUGCAAAGAUUAAAAAUGUAUUAGGUAUUUUAAAUUUAACAUUAAAUGUGUAAACUACAUUAUUGCAAAUAAUAUAAAAAGCAUUUACAUGCAACACAUGCAGUUCUAGCAAUCAACAAUAAGAAAUCCUAGAACCCAAUUAAAAACAUUAUCAUAGUCUGUCCGUGGCUGAGAGUAGAAGAAAAUCUUAACCCGGUACUGAAGACAGCAGCAUUGGCAUUGGGUGGAUCUCACCAGGGAGGUCAGCCUAUAAAUUGAAAGUCAUCUCUGGGAAGGCCUUCUUCCCUUGUUUCCCUUGCGCUUCUUUCAGAGGAGGUAUUCGGAGGACCAUCUUCAGUGCCUUCUCAGAGGGAGUGCUGCAUUGUGCACCCUCACUGGCAAGGGCACAUUCAGUACUGGAAAGCCAAUGUGAUGUAGUGGAGAGAGUGCUGGAUGGGGAUCCAGGAGACCCAGGUUCUAAUUCCCACUCAGCUGUGAAGCUCACUGGGUGACCUUGGGCCAGUCUCAGACUCUCAGCCCAACCUACCUCACAGGGCUGUUGUUGUGAAAAUAAAAGGCAGCUAUUUAAGCACCUUGGGCUCCUCACAAGAGGGAAAAAGGCAAGAUAUAAAUGCUAAUAAUAAUAGCUCAUAACAAUAGAUGAGGAAUUCAUGGUGCGAUCCUGUACAUGUGUACUGGGAUGUAAGUCUCACUGUUUUCAUUGGAGCUUACUUCCAGGACUGAAGUAGCCCCUGUAAUGGCUUCCUAUGUGAGAGAUACCUCCGUGCUGGACCCCCCAUCUGGGCCUCCUCUGGAGACUCAGGCACCACUGAGAAAAGGUAACAGAAAAGGAGGGCUGCCAGAAGCCAAGCGGAAGGGACGGGCCAAGAGACUGAACAAAGAUGCGGAGGAGCUGCUGUCAAGCCUGCAGCAAUUGGAUCUUGCUGUGGAAUGUGUGACGCCAGUGGGGACAGGUCUAGUCUGGGAUGAGCGGAUGACAGAGUUUCGCUGCACGUGGGAUGAGAGGUAUUUGAGCUUCCCAGAAUGCCCAGAGCGGCUGACAGCCAUACGGGAGAAAUUGCUGCACUGUAACCUGCUGGAGCGUUGCACCCUCAUGGCGGCUCGUGAAAUUUCUGAGGAGGAGAUUCUCUUGGCUCACAGUCCGGAAUACCUGGCCCUGAUGAAAUCAACAGAAACAAUGAGCGAGGCUGAGCUGAGAUCUCUGUCAGACACAUACGAUUCUGUCUACCUGCACCCAAAUUCCUACCGCUGUGCCUGCCUGGCAGCUGGCUCCGUUCUGCAGCUUGUGGAGAUGGUGUUGUCUGGGAAGCUCCGUAACGGCUUGGCUUUGGUCAGACCACCCGGACACCAUGCUCAGCGCAACAAGAUGGAUGGCUACUGCAUGUUCAACAAUGUCGGCAUUGCAGCUCAAUAUGCCCGGCAGAAAUUGGGGGUGGAGCGGGUUCUUAUUGUUGACUGGGAUGUGCAUCAUGGACAAGGUAUCCAAUACCUCUUUGAGGACAAUCCGAGCAUCCUGUAUUUCUCCAUCCAUCGCUAUGAAGGGGGCACCUUCUGGCCUCAUCUUCCGGAAUCUGACUGUCAUGCUGUGGGUAGUGGUCGGGGAGCGGGCUACAACAUCAAUGUGCCCUGGAACCAGGCAGGUAUGCAGGACGCCGACCACCUCGCUGCCUUUUUGCAUGUCCUACUGCCUGUGGCCUUGGAGUUCCAGCCCCAGUUGGUCCUGGUUGCUGCUGGUUUUGAUGCUGCAGUUGGUGACCCCAAGGGGGAGAUGGCAGCCACCCCAGCCUGCUUCGCUCACCUGACUCACCUGCUGAUGCUGCUCUCUGGAGGCAAGGUGGUUCUGUCUCUGGAGGGUGGGUACCAUCUCCAGUCCUUGGCAGAAGCAACCUGUGCAGUCCUCAAGACUCUUCUUGGAGACCCCUGUCCUGUGCUGGAAUCGCCCCUCAUCCCAUGCAGCAGUGCCCUCCGUUCCAUCUCCCAGACCCUGGCAGUGCACAGCAAGUAUUGGAAAAACCUCCGGAGGAUCAGUGUGGAUGCACCCCAGGAGGAUGGAGGAGAGGAGGGUGCCACUUUUCCCCCAGCUGACCCCCUGACAGUAGCUGAGAUCCUGUCCAGGGCAGCGACUGAACUGGUGCAACCCCGGCCCCCUUCCUGCACAGGGCUGGUCUACGAUGAAAAGAUGACAGAGCAUUACAAUAUGUGGGACAGCCAGCAUCCGGAGCUGCCUCAGAGAGUCUCCCGGAUCUUCCAGCGCCACGGGGAGCUGCGUCUGACAGAGCGCUGCUGUCGGCUCCCAGCCCGCCUGGCCUCUGAAGAGGAGCUUCGGAUGUGCCACAGCCUGGCCUAUGUGGAGGAGGUGAAGUCGACUGCCGCCAUGAAGCCCCGUGACCUGCACCGCCAGGGCGACCGCUACAAUUCCAUCUACAUUUGUGCCAACUCCUACGAGUGUGCCCGGUUGGCCACUGGUUCUGCCUUCAGUGCCGUUGAGGCCGUGCUCUCUGGCAAGCAGGUUCAAAACGCUGUGGCUAUCGUCCGACCUCCUGGGCACCAUGCUGAAUCAGACACUGCCUGUGGCUUUUGCUUCUUCAACUCAGUGGCUCUGGCAGCACGAUACGCGCAGCGCCUGGCUGGACAACCCAUGAGGGUGAUGAUACUAGACUGGGAUGUCCACCAUGGCAAUGGGACACAACACAUGUUUGAAGAUGAUCCCAGCAUCCUGUAUGUCUCCCUCCAUCGCUAUGACAAUGGGAUUUUCUUUCCCACCUCGGAGGAUGCAGGCUAUGACCAAGUGGGGGUGGGGCCCGGCAAGGGCUUCACCCUCAACGUGCCUUGGAACUGCCCCCGCAUGGGAGACCCCGAGUACCUGGCGGCCUUCCACCAGGUGAUCAUGCCUGUUGGCUAUGAGUUCAAUCCAGAGCUGGUUCUGGUUUCUGCCGGAUUUGAUGCUGCUCGGGGGGACCCACUGGGUGGGUGCCUCGUUUCUCCGGAAUGCUACGCUCACAUGACCCACCUGCUCUUGAGCCUGGCAGGCGGCAAGGUGGUGCUGGUGUUGGAGGGUGGCUACAACCUGGAGUCUAUUGCUGAGUCCAUGACCAUGUGCACACGCAGCCUCCUGGGGGAUCCUCCCCCCAGUCUGGGACGCCUCAAGGCCCCCCACCCCAGUGCCCUGCAGUCUCUGGCCUGUGUUGCCGCUGUGCACCGCAAGUACUGGAAAAGCCUCCGACUGAAAGUGCCUGCUCCUCUAUGGGAGAAGCCCAGGACCCGAGCUGCGAAGAGAACUCCCGUUCCAGACAAGAUCCCCAUAGAGCCCUCCCAGGAGCCGCUUGACAGCCCCACGGCGCAACCUGUGGCAGAGACUGUUGAUGAUGCCAUGACGGUGUUGGGCUCCCUCCAGCUAGAAGACAAUUUCAUGGAAGAAGGAGAGACAGCCUCAAGCUCUCUCUCUCCUGACUCCAGUCCGGUAGGAGAGGAGACCCGGCCAAAGACUGGGAGCUCCCCUGAAGAAAUGAAGCCAGCAGCGGAGCCCCAGAAAGAGGGAAUGUCUGUGGGGAGCUCUUCUGCAGAAGCGGAGUUUCCUGACAAUGAGGCAAAAGUGAGCCCACCUGAUCUGCCUCCCGGGCUGGCUGAGGAUCACUUGCUUGAUGAAGCCGCAGGUGGCUGUUCCUCUUUCUGUGAGCUGCUUGGAGUGGAUCUUGCAGAUGCCGGGCUGCUUUAUGCUGUGACUCCCUUACCGUGGUGUCCCCACCUCGAGGCGGUGCUCCCCGUGCCUCCUGCCGGCUUGAAUGUGCUGGAGCCCUGUGCAGAAUGUGGCAGCAAGGCUGAGAAUUGGGUCUGCCUGGUUUGCUAUAAGGUUUGCUGUGGCCGCUACAUUAAUCAGCACAUGGUAGCACACAAUUCUGAAACUGGGCAUCCGUUGGUGCUCAGCUUUGCAGACCUCUCUGCCUGGUGCUAUGAAUGCCAAGCCUACAUCCACCACCCGACUCUCUUUGAUGCCAAGAGCCACGCUCACAAGUUGAAGUUUGGGGUGGACAUGAUGAUCCCUGCCUAAUGUGGCUCCUUUAAGAGGGAGAUGCAUUUACCGAAUGCAGCACAAUUGACCAUCACUUGACCUCAGUGGAACUGAACCUGAUGCUUAAAAGGGCUCUUGAUGUGCCAAAAAUAGUCUGCGAUCAUCAAUGCAAUACCACCAGCAGCCAUGACUCAAACACCAGCAGCCUCAUUGCUUUUACAAUGUUCUUUUAGUGCAUUCCACAAUGGGCCACAACCAAAUUAUACAGCAGUAGGGAGGUCUGUGCUUCCCCGGUGCAGAAGAUGUACGAGUGCCAUUUCUUUUUCUUAGAGGGACAGGGCAAAUGUUGAUGUCUGUCUGCAUUUCCAGUGUCAUAUUAUACAGCAUGCCCUUUUCUUUCCAUUCCCGUUGUCUGCCCCCAAAUCCCUGAAUAUUUCACUGAGUCAUUCUUCCUCAAUAUCUUAAUAGCUUCAUACUUAGCAGAAGGAAAUUUGUGCUGAAUGUGCAGAGGGAGGGGAGAAUGUGUGCCCCCUUCAUUUCUCCCCACACCAUUUAGUCAAGAAUGUUUUCAGCAUUGAGACAAAAGUAUGUUUUGUGCAGGUGGGUUCCCCCUUGCCUCUGAGAAGUUCAACUCCAGAAGGAUUGUACUACAAAAUGUUUUCUGUUGUGAGUCCAGCUUUUCUCUAAAAUGGGGGAUAUCACUGAUUUCUAUAUACUCGUGUGCGCACACACAUAUUAUAUAUAUCUAUAUAUAGGAUGGCAUUGUUUGGUUUGCUUGAUAAGACUCUACAUGCAGUAGCAGGCAAAGUGCUUGAGAGGAUGAGACGCAUGGCCUUUUCCUCUAGACAAUAGGGGUGGGGUGAGGGAAGCAGGGAUGGCAGCCCAUGCUUCCUCCUCCUCUAACCUCGGCAAGGACUCAGAUCAUGAUGCUAGGGCCAAAUCUCCUACUUCCCUCGCUUGCUCUGUAUGGACUUAAAACCACACACAUGUGCAAGAGACAGGUCAGCAGCACCCCCUUUGGGGCAUGGCUGUCCUCAGCUGUGCCAGCAAAACUGCCCACCUUCCAUCAGUGGACCUGAUGUGGAAUGGGUCUGUUCUGAGCCACCAUUUUAAGCACGCAGAAGCUGCUUUAUGCACCCUCAUUUUCCUGUGUCGUUUGGAUCCUGGGCAGUUCCACACAAAGGCGGCAGCUGUGCUGCAAAAGAGGAUGUAAGCAUGGGGCUCGGGAGGCGUUGUGAAGAGAGGUGCGUGCCCGAGUUGUCUUGCUAAGCAAGGCACAAGGCUGCUGCUGGCAAUGGCAAGCAAUAGCCCUGCCUGCACAGUGACCAGGGGUUGGCACUCUGCCUUUGUAGGUCUUCCCUACCCCAGUUGUGUGGAUUUCAAAAGUGGCGAAAGGGGCUUCAGGGGUAGAAUGGCACUCCCAGGCAGCUCCAUCUGACUCAAAGAGCUUAGAAAAAGGGCUUCACUUCAUAGUGUCCGGGCAGCUGAGAAUUGCUUCCUUAUCCACCUCUCUCCUGGGAACAGUUAAACGAUGGAGCAGGGGCAGGGCUCAAGUGGCAUAUCCUAAGAUGGUUAGUGAGUGCUAUGCCAAAACAGCUGGAAGAACACCCCAGGCUAAGAGGAGAAGGGUGUGUUGGGAAGAGUGGUAUGGAUGAAGAGGCAGGGUGGAUCAGCACCCCAAGGGGAGUCGUCCUUUUGCCGGGGCAGGCCCUGGUGGGGUUGUUGGGGGAUGGGUAGACCAGGCUGUAAGAGUUGUGCUGUGGUUUAAAAGUUGCAAGGUGAAAAGUUACAUUGAACUUUUAGGGGUGGAGAGUUUAUUAUAUUGUAUUCCCCCCCCCAUUCAUUUACUGCUUCAUUUUGUAAUCUUUUUAAUUAUUCAAAUAAAGUGUUUCUGUGAAUGGA
Varanus komodoensis (Komodo dragon) is the source of this 7018-nucleotide messenger RNA. It is a transcript of the gene HDAC6, whose product is annotated as histone deacetylase 6. Gene Ontology annotation, molecular function: histone deacetylase activity; zinc ion binding. The record is from RefSeq and is a predicted model, not a curated record. Bases 1844 to 5155 code for a protein of 1103 amino acids. Gene Ontology annotation, biological process: chromatin organization. Gene Ontology annotation, cellular component: histone deacetylase complex. The transcript is spliced from 29 exons. Lineage: Eukaryota; Metazoa; Chordata; Lepidosauria; Squamata; Varanidae.